Hydractinia symbiolongicarpus is the source of this 801-nucleotide messenger RNA. RefSeq lists its product as uncharacterized. Gene Ontology annotation, biological process: DNA integration. NCBI's taxonomy places the organism in Eukaryota, Metazoa, Cnidaria, Hydrozoa, Anthoathecata, Hydractiniidae. The coding region runs from base 1 to 801 and encodes 266 amino acids. The record is from RefSeq and is a predicted model, not a curated record. Gene Ontology annotation, molecular function: nucleic acid binding. The transcript is spliced from 2 exons.
AUGCCAUGCAUGUCAAGUGAACACUCCCAGCAGCAGAAAACAUCACCUAUGGAAAUACCAUCACCACCAACAAACAACUGGGAACAUCUAGCAAUUGACCUUAAAGGACCGCUUCCGCCGAACAACGAGUCAAUCCUUGUCAUCAUAGACUAUAAAACUCGAUAUCCUGUAGCCAUUACCAUCCGAUCAACCACAACACGACAUGUUAUCAAUUGUCUCGGGAAAACCUUUUCUAUGUUUGGAUAUCAUGGCAAAAUUUGCUCCGACAACGAUCCUCAAUUUACAUCAGCAGAAAUCGAGCAAUAUUUUAAAGAGCGGAACAUUCACCAUGAACGUUCAUCUCCCUAUAAUCCACAAGGGAACGGUGAAGUAGAGAGAUUCAAUAGGACGCUAAGUAAAGUCAUAAAAUGUGCAAUCACUGAACAGAAAGACUGGAAGAAAGAACUUAACCACUUUCUUCUCAUGUACAGAACCACACCGCACUCUAUCACCGGCGUUUCACCAGCUGAUAUGCUCCUCAAACACAAACCAAACAACGGUAUACCAUCAUUUGAACCAACUUCAGCUAUAGAGAACACUUCACAAGAAAUGGAAAGAUCCGAAGACACCGACACUAUAAGUGACAACCAGCCGCAAUACUUCACAUUACUUGCAGAUAAAGAAAUCAACUUAGACGAAUCUUAUGAAACUAUUGCAUAUCAAGAAGACUCAGAUCAUGAACAUGAUCCAGCAUAUUUUACUAGAUCGGGUAGAGCUAUUAGACUUCCUGGAUACAUGAACAACUUCAAAGUUGGAGAUUGA